Molecule: messenger RNA, 2115 nt
Organism: Hemicordylus capensis (graceful crag lizard)
Lineage: Eukaryota; Metazoa; Chordata; Lepidosauria; Squamata; Cordylidae
Product: solute carrier family 2, facilitated glucose transporter member 5-like
Exons: 13
Coding region: 356-1948 (530 amino acids)
Biological process (GO): monosaccharide transmembrane transport
Cellular component (GO): membrane
Molecular function (GO): hexose transmembrane transporter activity
Source: RefSeq, a predicted model, not a curated record
GCGGCCAAUAGUCAGGGGUGAUCCGAGUAGCCCAAUCAUGGGGGUAGCCCAACCACAGCUGAAGGGCCAAAGUGGUACAGCCCUGCGCUAUGCGAUGCCAUCCCUAGUGAGCCAGUCAGGAAUGUGCGCAGUGUGAUACGGAUCCACACCCUUUCACCUCAGAGCCCAACUGUCAACAGCAGAUCCUGGAACCUUCUGGCAUCCUUUGCCUGAUUGGCUCUCGCAAGGCCGUUCACCUUCCGAGUGUCUCAUUUCAAGAGGACACUGGGCUGGGUUGACUUCUCCUCUCCUCACCAGUACAGGAAGAGAGUCUAGCUGAGCCUGGUUUCUGUUCUCUACCCAAGAAAGCAAGGAGAUGGGAAACUUCCAGGAACUGACAGGGUCAUUUAUCCUGAUAACCGUGAUUUCUUGCUUGGGAUCUUUGCAGUAUGGUUACAACUUCUGGAUCCUCUACAGCCCAACUUUGAUUGAGGAGGAAUUGGACAACGUAACCUUCCAAAAUUUCAGAUGGGAUACAAACAUAUUUUAUAGGGAGCUCACUGUAGCUAUCUUCCCAGUUGGAGGCCUCCUGGGGUCCCUUUGCUUUGCUUUCCUGGCUGAUAAGUGUGGCAGGAAAGGUACCAUGAUGCUAAAUGACAUUUUGUCUGUACUCUGUGCUGUCUUAUUGUGUUGGUUCAAAGUGAUAAACUCUUUCCCAUUAUCCUUUGCUACACGCUUUGCUGCUGGAAUAAGCACAGGCAUUUUGACCAUUGUUGCUCCAAUGUACCUUGGAGAGAUUGCCCCUGUAAACCUGAGAGGAGGCAUUAUCGAAAUGUGCUUGGUCUUUAUGUCUCUCGGUGUCGCUAUGGGUCAGACUGUUAGUUUUCCUGAAUUCCUGGGGAAUGAACAAGGUUCACCAAUCCUUGUUGGCCUAACUGGGAUCGGGUCAUUAUUUCAGCUCUUCCUACUGCUAUUCCUCCCAGAAAGCCCAAGGUAUCUACUGAUUCAAAAGAAGAAGGAAAGGGAAGCAAAGCAAGUCUUGAAGAGGCUGAGAGGUUCACACUAUACGGAGGAUGAGAUCGAAGAGCUCCAUCAGGAGGACCACUGUGAGCAGGAAGAAAAGGGGAUGAGAGUUCAUAAGCUGCUAUGCUCUCGAAGCCUGCGCUGGCCACUUCUCUGCUCCAUCAUCCUGACGGUGGGCCAGCAGUUCUCUGGCGUCAAUGCGGCAUACUUUUAUAUAGACGUUAUCUUCAAUUCUACGGGAAUAGGAAAGAAGAAUGUUGAGUACCUCACUGUAGGAGCAACUUGUUUCCUCGUGAUGACACAUAUAAUAGGGAUAUAUGGCGUUGAUGCUUGGGGACGGAGAAUUGUGCUUCUCUAUGGCUUUGGGAUCUGCAGCAUCUCUUGCAUUCUGUUAACCAUGACCCUCGAACUUGAGACCACCAUAUCGUGGAUGCCUUAUAUGAGCACAAUUUUUGUCAUAAUCUUCCUUAUUGGACACAUCAUCGGGCCAGGUCCAGUUAACUAUGUGUUGACAACAGAACUGUUCCUACAGUCAUCCCGGUCCUCAGCCUUUGCAAUCAUAGGAUCUGUGCAAUGGUUCUGCAAUGGUUUAAUUGCGCUUGUGUUCCUUUAUAUACAGAAACAUAUUGGGCCCUACAGCUUCCUCAUCUUCUUUCCUUUCAGCUUUGCCACACUUUUUUAUAUCCUCAAGUAUGUUCCAGAAACUAAAAGAAAGACCUUUCUGUCUAUCAGGAAGCUUCUUGAAAUGAAUGUGGUCAAAAAUCUGGGAAAUGAGCAAGAAGCUAACAAAGAAGUUGUGCAGGAGCCUACAAAACAGAAUGAAGGGAAGAGGGAGUCUACUGAGAAGCGGAAGUCCUUGCCAGUUGGUGGGCAAAAGAAGUCCUUGCCACGUGGUGGGAGAAGGAAAUAUGGGUCACGUGAUGGGAAGAGGAAGUCGAUGCAAUAAAUGCAAUAAAUGGUACAGAAGAUGCAAGGAUGCUAGCAACUUGAUUCUCCCAAGUGCAUCUUCUAAUGAAGUCUAGUUUAAAAAAAAAAAAAGUGAUGUCAUUUCCUCACUUCGGUUCCUUUGCUACCAUUUGAACGGGGAGGAGAAACACUCGAUACAAUGAUGUC